AUGAAGACAUCUCGACUGUAUUGUGUGUAUUCAGGGGCAGCAUUACACGUUUCAUUAUAAAUGAUUAAUGUGCCUCACAGCUUUUAGUGAGCGGAGUUUUAUGUAAAUGUGCAGUAGGGAGGCGCUACAUAUGGGAUAAUUCUCAUACUGAGAUCUCGUGUUCAAACUCAGAUAUGUGAAAGGAAGGAAACGUCUUCUGUUACUGUGACGGAUCGACUGAAGACGGACAGAUAAGGAAAGACCAAUGCAAGAAUGGCUCUACAUAAUAUAUCAUCCCCAAUAUUUAAUAAACCAGAGACAAACGAACCUUGCGCCUCAAUCGAUGACUUCCGAAACCAAGUCUAUUCCACAGUGUACUCUAUCAUCACCAUCUUUGGGCUGAUGGGCAAUGGCUUUGCACUGUACGUGCUCCUUCGUACCUACCGCCAGACCUCAGCCUUCCACAUCUACAUGCUCAACUUGGCUGUGUCAGACCUGCUAUGCGUCAGUACACUGCCCCUGCGGGUGCUCUACUAUGUCAACAAAGGGCAGUGGAACCUGGGCGAUUUUCUCUGCCGGCUGAGUUCUUACGCUCUGUACGUGAACCUUUACUGCAGUGUUUUCUUUAUGAUGGCCAUGAGUUUUACUCGCUUUCUGGCCAUCGUGUUCCCGGUGCAGAACCUGAGGCUAGCCACUGAGAAAAAGGCAUGGAUAGUUUGCAUGUGCAUUUGGGUCUUCAUUUGCUCCACCAGUUCACCCUUCCUCCUCUCCGGCGAGCAUACAGAUCCAAAGACUAACAAAACCAAGUGUUUUGAACCACCAGAAAGGGCAGGCAGCCUAAACAAGCUAAUCAUGCUGAAUUACUUUUCUCUGGUUGUGGGCUUCAUUAUUCCCUUCUUGGUUAUCUUACUGUGCUACGCCGGCAUCUUGCGCACUUUACUUCGAAACACUAAUGGUGUAAAUAAACAGCGUUACACACGCAACAAGGCCAUUCGAAUGAUUGUUGUGGUGAUGUUGGCUUUCCUGGUCAGUUUUAUGCCAUAUCACAUUCAACGCACGCUGCAUCUGCACUUUAAAAGCCGCAACGAUACCACCUGCACAGAGGUUAUCUAUAUGCAGAAGUCUGUGGUGAUCACCCUCUGCCUGGCCGCUGCCAACUCGUGUUUUGACCCGAUGCUGUAUUUUUUCUCUGGAGAGAACUUUAGACACCGCCUGUCUACCUUCCGCAGGAUCUCUGUAAAUGUUGGUGGUACCCACCACAGCCGCCAUGCUCUCCGAAGCUCCCCGCCUGUGGAGGAGAGUGAACUGCAGGGCUGUAAUGGCUCAAGCAAACAUGGGUAGGCAAAUAAAAAUUAUGAUUCUUUUAAUGAAGAAGCUGAUUUCAGAGAAAUUGUACUAUAUGGGUGAAUGUCACGAAAGCUGUCAAGAAGUGUCCAGGUAACAUUUCACCCACAAACAAAAACAAAAACAAUACAAAGACAAUGUAGUCUACUAAAGCAUUGUUUCAUUAUUUCCAGUAAAAUUAAGAGUAAUGAGAAUGAGACUCAGUAUAUUGCAUUUCAGUCAUUUAAAAAAUCUUAAGGGUCCUAAUAAUAUACUCCUUUAUGCUAAAUAAAAUAUUUUUGUGAUACAAUGUGACCUUGGAUACCUCUUUGUGAAAUUCACCCACAUGUAAGCAGGAUGUACUUGAGACAUAAACAAAUAGAUAAAAGAGGAGAGAUUCUACUUUCUGAAGUUUUUUUAAAUUAUUAUUAUUAUUUCUGUGUAUUUGUUAACAAAAGUACAGACUGAUAAACUGUUCUGUAUAUCUUGCAUGACUUCGCUUACAAACAAUAAAAUAUAUACAGUUUGGAUAUGUAACACUCAACACAUUAUUCAGAUUUUCAUAUUGUCCAUGUUUGUCAUAUAUUGUGCAUUUUCAUUGAUAUAUUUUACAGUAGGUGUCCCUAGAUUAACAAUGAAUGGUUAAAAGGCUUAUAGGUACCAGUACUUACUGUGAAACAGGCUCCAUUCUACUGUAGUACAAUAUUUAUUCAGUACAAUAUAUUCUUAUGACACUCUUAUGAGUCUGUCAGAAGUGACAAAAAAAAAUAUAUAUAUAUAUAUAUAUAUAUACUAAUUAUAUACAGAGUGACAAUAUAAUGAUCUGUUUGUAGCUAUAUUCAGUGCGACAUGCAAAGUGUAUAACAUCCAUCUUGCUUAAGAACUCACAGUGAUAGUAAAUUAACACAAUUGUGUAUUAACACAAUAACUUCAAUGCUGUUUAUUUGUACAUUGGUUGCAUUUUGGGACCUAUCGAUGUAAAUACAUACUUUAACUUGUUGAAAGUACUGUCUUAUGACAGUCCAUUGAAAAUGGAAUUACAAAACUGCUUGUCAUAUAGUGACCAUAUACUGACAGUAGUGUGGUUUUGUAUUCUGUGGUCUACUUAAUAAAGAAAUUUGAUUUAAAUAACUGAUUUUUUACGGUACAAGAAAAAUGUGUAAAUAAAGUGUCUAGUUAUUUUCUGUAUUGACACUUUGGUAUCUCUCACCAACUAAAAAAUGGCUUUUAAAAAAUUUUAGUCUCUUGACUAGUAUGGCAACUUUGCUUUUAUUUUGUUGUUGGAGAACAAUUGCAUAUACAAGGCACAAAUAUACUGAACAUGCAAUGGUAAGUGAGAUGAAAUAAAAUAUGGUAAUUUAUGCUGUAAAUAAUUUAUGGAAUGUAUUGAAGUUGAAUUUGUAAGCAAGCACAAUAAAGUUCUUUAAAAAUUUUGUAAAUUGCAUAAAAAAAUAUGACCACAAUACAAAAAACUAAUUUAUUUUGACUUUUUUGCUGAAAUGUACUGAAAAUUCAUGCAUUCAGUUUAUUCCUGAUUGUUAUUGUUUUAGUUUCUUGGCUGAUAUCAACAUUUUGCUUCUUAUUUAUACAAAGCUCUACAGUUAAAUUCACCUGCUGCAUCUUUUGCGGGUGCUUCAUACAGUAUCUGAUGCACAUUUUAAUGUAUAACCUUAUAAGAAAGGUAUUCAAAAAUAUGAAAUAUAGGCUACAAUUAUGUAGGGCAAAUGUAUUGUUUUAAUAUAUGAAUUGUUAAUUUCACUGCAAAGAGCAUUUGUGACUGCUUGACUCAUUUCAUAAAUAAAAACGUUUGGCUAA
Myxocyprinus asiaticus (Chinese sucker) is the source of this 3117-nucleotide messenger RNA. Its product is annotated as cysteinyl leukotriene receptor 1-like. Lineage: Eukaryota; Metazoa; Chordata; Actinopteri; Cypriniformes; Catostomidae. Gene Ontology annotation, molecular function: leukotriene receptor activity. The transcript has 2 exons. The record is from RefSeq and is a predicted model, not a curated record. Gene Ontology annotation, biological process: G protein-coupled receptor signaling pathway. Gene Ontology annotation, cellular component: plasma membrane. The coding region runs from base 253 to 1320 and encodes 355 amino acids.